Hyaloscypha bicolor E is the source of this 798-nucleotide messenger RNA. Its product is annotated as deoxyribose-phosphate aldolase. The record is from RefSeq and is a predicted model, not a curated record. Gene Ontology annotation, molecular function: deoxyribose-phosphate aldolase activity. Gene Ontology annotation, cellular component: cytoplasm. NCBI's taxonomy places the organism in Eukaryota, Fungi, Ascomycota, Leotiomycetes, Helotiales, Hyaloscyphaceae. The coding region runs from base 1 to 798 and encodes 265 amino acids. The transcript is spliced from 2 exons. Gene Ontology annotation, biological process: carbohydrate catabolic process; deoxyribonucleotide catabolic process.
AUGAGCUCAACCCGCCCCAAAACCCUCACAGUCUCGCUCCCCGAGCUCGCAAAGAUGAUCGACCACUCCCUUCUCCAUCCAACUAUGACAGACGACGAUGUAGCCGCCGGUCUCGCCAUCUCAAAAAAGUAUUCCGUCGCCACCGCUUGUGUGAAACCUUACCACAUCCUCUUCGCCAAAAAGCUGCUCGAAGGUUCCUCCGUUCUCAUCUGUCCUGUCAUCGGGUUCCCGCAUGGGAAUAGUACGACGGAGGUCAAAGUGUUUGAGGCAAGUAGAGCAGCGGAUGAAGGAGGCAAGGAGAUCGAUAUGGUGGUUAAUGUAGGUAGGGUGUUGAGUGGGAAGUGGGAGUUUGUCAAGGGGGAGAUUGAGAAGGUUAAUGCUGCUGUUGUGGAGAGGGGUGCUAUUCUAAAAGUCAUAUUCGAGAAUGAUUAUCUGGGAGAGAAGGAGAUCAUCAAGCUAUGUGAGAUCUGCACUGAAGUCGGCGUGGCGUUCGUGAAAACGAGCACGGGGUAUGGAUUUGUGAAGCAGCCGAAUGGCGAUUACAAUUAUAAGGGGGCGACGAUUGAGCAUUUGGAGUUGAUGAAGAAACAUGUUGGUCCAAAUAUGAGGAUUAAGGCUGCGGGAGGUGUGAGGACGUUGGAUGAUUUGCUGAGGGUGAAAGCAGUGGGUGUUGACAGGGUUGGUGCCACCGCCACCGGGGUGAUUCUAGAUGAGGCGGUUAGGAGAGGAAUAGGGGCUGAGAGGGUGGAGGUUGAGGUUCCGCCUUUUCCGACGGAGCAAGAAAGUGGCGGCUAUUGA